UAUCCUCAGUUUGCUUCCGUCAGGCCUCGCGUCCACGCGGGAGGUGCGGGACGCCGACACCGCGGGGCGAGAAGAGCUGGUGGUUUCACCUUCCUUGUUCAUAGGGCGGCGGGGCCUUGCAGCGGCGCGGGCGAGCGGAAAGGCCGCGGGAGGCGGCGAGCCAGCGGAAGGUGCGACUGGCGGAGGGCGGCCAUGGUCCAGCCCUGAAGCCGAACAAAAAAGGCCAACUUCAAAAGCUGCCAACAAUGAAUGGCUCCAAAGAUCCCCCUGGGUCCUAUGACUUCGACCUGAUCAUCAUUGGAGGAGGCUCGGGAGGACUGGCAGCAGCUAAGGAGGCAGCCAAAUUUGAGAAGAAAGUGCUGGUCUUGGAUUUUGUCACACCGACUCCUCUUGGGACCAGAUGGGGUCUCGGAGGAACGUGUGUGAACGUGGGUUGCAUACCUAAAAAGCUGAUGCACCAGGCAGCUUUGCUCGGACAAGCUCUGAAAGACUCGCGCAACUAUGGCUGGAAAGUCGAAGACACAGUGAAGCAUGACUGGGAGAAAAUGACAGAAUCUGUGCAGAAUCACAUCGGCUCGCUGAACUGGGGCUACCGGGUAGCUCUCCGGGAGAAAAAGGUCGUCUAUGAGAAUGCUUACGGGAGGUUCAUUGGUCCUCACAGGAUUGUGGCGACAAAUAACAAAGGUAAAGAAAAAAUCUAUUCAGCAGAGCGGUUCCUCAUCGCCACGGGUGAGAGGCCCCGCUACCUGGGCAUCCCUGGAGACAAAGAGUACUGCAUCAGCAGUGAUGAUCUUUUCUCCUUGCCUUACUGCCCGGGGAAGACCCUAGUAGUUGGCGCGUCUUAUGUCGCCUUGGAAUGUGCAGGAUUUCUGGCUGGUAUCGGCCUAGAUGUCACUGUAAUGGUGCGGUCCAUUCUCCUUAGAGGAUUUGACCAAGACAUGGCCAACAAAAUCGGUGAACACAUGGAAGAACAUGGUAUCAAGUUCAUAAGGCAGUUCGUCCCAACGAAAAUUGAACAGAUCGAAGCAGGGACACCAGGCCGACUCAGGGUGACUGCUCAAUCCACGAACAGCGAGGAGACCAUAGAGGGCGAAUUUAACACAGUGUUGCUGGCGGUAGGAAGAGAUUCUUGUACGAGAACUAUUGGCUUAGAGACCGUGGGCGUGAAGAUAAACGAAAAGACCGGAAAGAUACCUGUCACGGAUGAAGAGCAGACCAAUGUGCCUUACAUCUACGCCAUCGGCGACAUCCUGGAGGGGAAGCUAGAGCUGACUCCCGUAGCCAUCCAGGCGGGGAGAUUGCUGGCUCAGAGGCUGUACGGAGGCUCCAAUGUCAAAUGUGACUAUGACAAUGUCCCAACGACCGUAUUUACUCCUUUGGAGUAUGGCUGUUGUGGCCUCUCUGAAGAAAAAGCCGUAGAGAAAUUUGGGGAAGAAAAUAUUGAAGUUUACCACAGUUUCUUUUGGCCAUUGGAAUGGACAGUUCCAUCCCGGGAUAACAACAAAUGUUAUGCAAAAAUAAUCUGCAACCUUAAAGACGAUGAACGUGUCGUGGGCUUCCACGUGCUGGGUCCAAACGCUGGAGAGGUGACGCAGGGCUUUGCGGCCGCGCUCAAGUGUGGGCUGACCAAGCAGCAGCUGGACAGCACCAUCGGCAUCCACCCAGUCUGUGCAGAGGAGUGAUCCCCACAGACCCGGACGGACUCUCCAGCUGCGAGUUCAUCUUUAGGCAGUGCAACCUUCCUCUGGAAUUUCUGUAGGUAGCUAUAUUUCUUGUUCUGGCUGGGGGUCUCAGGGGAUCCCCCAGUACCUGGGGGGUCGGUGAUAUUCAGGGUGGUUCCAGCUAAUCAACUUCACUUGUGAGGGAAAAGCUAACGCAAAAAGAGCAUCCAAAGAGAUCCCGUCAAAUGUCUAAUGUCUUAAAGCACAUUAAGGGGAAGGAAACUGGGGACUCCAAGGUGAGCCCUGCCUGAACUGCACAGUGAGACCUUGUCUCCAGAAAACAGAACAAAGCCUGCCUUAAAAUGCAUCCAGGGCCUCUGUCUUGUCUUGUUUUGUUUUGUUUUGUUUUAACUUUCAGUACAUUGCUAUUGUAAAGAGAGGGUGGGACCCUCUUGGGCAGGGUACCCCAGAGCCUGGGGGAAGACCGGAAGGUCUUGGGCAGAGCAAUUGGCAGCACUUGAGCCUGGUCCCUGUCCAGUGCUCUGUGUGCUGCCCUCUAAGGUUGCUGUUUACAGGUAAAUAUUUCGACAAACAUUCCAAAGCAGGGGUAUGGGAGUGAAAUCUGUAAAGUCAACCCUUCAAUCUUUUCCCUGGUCUGGUGCCAGCCCUGCCUCAGCUUCCUGUUUUCAAUGGGGAGCCACCAGUGCAAAACAGAGAUAACAGCCAGCUCGCUCUUUUUUUUUUUUUUCUUUUUUAAUUCUCUCACUUUUUAGGUUAGUUCUUAUCCAAACCUCUUUCUAAAUCUUUCUAAACCCCAAGAAACAAAACAAAACUUGCAGGCUUCAGGAGCCAAGAGUCUGUUUAAAUAGACACUCUUGCUCAUUCCUUUUCUUCCAUCACAAACAUCGAGAAGAGCUUGUCGGAUGGCAUCUCCAGUUAUACACAUUACUGCUAUCCUGACAGCUAUUUUCAGUGUCCCACAUUGUCGCGUGUCGCCCCACCUCCCACCCCCAUCCAUAACGCCCGUCUUUUUUUAAACAAAGAAAUUGUGUUCCUUUUCAGAAACAGUUGGGCUGGCUCACUGCAUGUUAGCUAGCGCUGACUGUUGGCGUGCUAAUGAGUGCGGUGGGAUGGGCUGGGACUGUGCUUUUCUGUGAGGUUACAGAAGGGACGAGGACUUCGGGGGUUUUACAUCCUUACUGACUGACAAAGAUGAGCUCCCUAUUAUAGUCCCUUGAUUUUGAGUGUGAAUUAGUCAUAUUUUAAGAUUUGGCCCGUAAGUACUCAGGUCUGAAUGUUUGCUGUGUUGUAGCUACUGAAGGCUACGCUAGAGCAAGGGCUUUUCUCAGGGUUAGAAAUCCCCUUGCGUUCAAAGGAUGUUUGCUUCAUUGUGGUCGCUCUGGUCAGUGAACAUCAAGAGGAUUUCUUGCUCCGUUCUUGUAUUACAUACUAGUGUUCCUCUGUGAACACUGGUACUUGGAAGGCUGAGGCAGAAGAAUUGCCCUGAGCUUGAAAUCAGUCAAGGCUGCAGAGUCAGAUCCAGUCUCAAGUAAACAGACAAAUAAGUAAGUUAGUGUUCUAAGAAACCAAUAUUUUUUUUUUCCGAGAACCAAUGAAAGUAUAUUAUUUGGCCAAAAAAAAAAAGCUUGUUUCCAAGUGUCUGCAAAGAUGUGUGCAGUCUGCAUCGGCUUCUUCUGGCACCUUCCACAUACACUGUGGCCUCUGGUUAAGGAGACUUCUUGGCAGGGCAGGUGGAGCCUCUGGAAAUGGUGUGAAGGUCCCUAGGCCCAUGCUGAUAUUUGAUCUACUUAGAGGAUGGAAACAGUCCACUGUUGCUACAUGUAUAACCUUUGUAGUAAAGUCGUUAGGGAAUGGCCUGGUGAGCUUUACACACACACACACACACACACACACACACACACACACACACACACACAGGCCCAGGGCAGCUCAGCAGUCGCCAUGCUCAGUUUGUAGUAAAGUGUCAUUCGAGGAGGAGGUGUGCUGGGUCGUCUGUGUGUGGCUCUGAGAUUGCACACAUCCUGUGUCCUC
Molecule: messenger RNA, 3713 nt
Organism: Mus caroli (Ryukyu mouse)
Lineage: Eukaryota; Metazoa; Chordata; Mammalia; Rodentia; Muridae
Source: RefSeq, a predicted model, not a curated record